CGCCCGCCAAGCUGCCAAGUCCCUUGGAUCCAACUCGAAGCUCUGCUCUGACGCCAGCAACCUUCCGCUCUCGUCGAAUCGCGGCCGCCUGUCGUGGAACGUGGGAGCGUGUCCUGCUGUCACCCUGCCUCACCCUGCCCGUUUCGCGACGCUCGAGAUCGGAAAGUGUCACAUUUGACGUGGGGUGCCCGGAGUCUUUGCGGCCAAUGAUGCCCUGCAUCGCGUGCAUGUCGUCGAGAAUGAUAUUCCAUGCGUCGUUCGAGAAAGGGCCCGCUGGUCGGAGACCCCGAUUACAUGGCCUGUUUGCUCGCCAUCGCCGCCAUUCUGCGCCCGCCGACUCCAUCUGAUGCUGAGACCCUCCUCUGCACGUGGGCGACAUGCAACCCCUCGUGCUGGACAUAAAAAGCGUCUCACCCCUGGUCGGACUGUGAAUCGAUCGUCGCAGCUCCUCUCAGCAUCUCAACCUCCUGUUCCCCCUGUUCUCGAUCGCCCGCCUUCAAGAUGGUGCACGAGCAUACCUACAUCUUUGCCAUUGGCACUCUGUUUGCCAUGCUCGAUGCAUACAACAAUGGUGCCAACGAUGUUGCCAACUCCUGGGCCACCAGUGUGUCCUCUCGCUCCAUCUCGUACCGCCAGGCGAUGAUCUUCGGCACCAUCUUCGAGUUUCUCGGUGCCGUGACCGUCGGUGCUCGUACCGCUGAUACCAUCAAAAACAAGAUCAUCCCCCCCGAGGCGUUCGAGGGCAAUGCUGGUGUGCAGAUGUUGGCGUUUGCCUGCGCUCUCGCUGCCGCUUCGUCCUGGGUGAUGUGGUGCACCCGUCACUCGACCCACGUCUCGUCCACCUAUUCGCUCGUCUCGGCCAUCGCUGGUGUGGGUGUUGCAACCGCUGGUGCCUCGUCUGUGCAAUGGGGCUGGAACAAGGGUAGUGGUCUUGGUGCGAUUUUUGCAGGUCUGGGCAUGGCUCCUGCUAUCUCUGGCUGCUUUGGUGCCAUCAUCUUCAUGCUCAUCAAGGUGGUGGUGCACAUGCGCAAGAACCCUGUUCCGUGGUCCGUCUGGACUGCUCCGUUCUUCUUCCUCAUUGCUGGAACCAUUUGCUGUCUCUCGAUUGUCUACAAGGGUUCGCCGAACCUGGGUCUGAGCAAGAAGCCCACUGGCUGGAUUGUUGGCGUGACCCUUGGCACCGGUGGUGCUGUCUGCCUGCUGUCGGCCCUCUUCUUCGUUCCCUUUGCCUACACCCGUGUCAUUCGCAAGGACCCCAACAUCAAGUGGUACGAGUUCAUCUACGGUCCUCUGCUCUUCACGCGCCCUGUCCCUGCCGCCUCCGAGGUCGCCAAGGUGCCCAACUAUGCCGUUAUGCAGGACGACGACCUUCCCGACUCUCCCGACACCCUCGCCGAAGACAUUGGGAAGCCCGCCCAUCCCAUCGAGAAAGGCGACACUGUUGUCGAAGCACAGCAGCUCGACUACAAGGAGCUCAUGGCCCGUGGACAGGAGCGCUUCCAUGCUAAGCUGCGCCGCGGUCGUGGACCCUUGGCCUGGGCUAUGCGCACUCUCCACGACAACCCUAUCGGCUCCGGCGAGAUUUACGAACUGCACAACAUCAAGAUUCUCCUGAAGCGCCUCCCGGCUAUGGUCGUUGUUGGUGCUCUGUAUGGUCUUCACUACGACAUCCACGCUGCCCAGUCUGGUGUGCACGGAACCCCCGAAGGUGCCCGUAUGGAACGUGUCUAUUCCCACGCGAAGAAGUACCCCAACGAAGUCGAGCACACAUACUCUUUCGUCCAGAUUUUGACCGCCUGCACUGCCUCGUUUGCUCACGGUGCCAACGACAUCGGCAACUCCGUCGGCCCAUGGGCGGUCCUGUACUCCGCCUGGAGAACCGGCGUGCCUUCCGAGUCCAAGGCCGAGGUUCCUGUCUGGCAGCUCGCGGUUCUGGCCAUCAUGAUCUCGAUCGGCUUGAUUACUUAUGGAUACAACAUCAUGAAGGGUAAGCCUCCUCGUUUUCUUCAGAUGAACAAAGCUAACGAUCACCAGUCAUGGGUAACAAGAUUACAUACCACUCGCCCAGCCGAGGAUGUUCCAUGGAGCUCGGCGCUGCCAUUACCGUCCUCGUUUUCUCCCAGUACAAGCUCCCCGUGUCGACCUCGAUGUGCAUCACCGGUGCCACCAUUGGUGUCGGUCUCUGCAACGGAACGAUCAAGGCCGUCAACUGGCAGCGGGUCGGUCUGCUCGGUCUCGGUUGGAUCAUGACUAUUCCCAUUGCUGGAACUCUGGCUGGAUGUCUCAUGGGACUCUUCUUGAACGCUCCUCACUUUGCGUGAAUGGUAUUCACCUAGCAAUCUACGUACAUAGAUAUAAUACCCGAAUACUACGCUCUUUAGUCACAAUCUCAUUGCUGUCUCUAGAAAUUAAAUCCUUUGUCAACCAUGCACAGU
Molecule: messenger RNA, 2435 nt
Organism: Aspergillus calidoustus
Lineage: Eukaryota; Fungi; Ascomycota; Eurotiomycetes; Eurotiales; Aspergillaceae
Source: the annotation of a GenBank genome assembly